Messenger RNA from Asterias rubens (European starfish), 5740 nucleotides. Its product is annotated as eIF-2-alpha kinase GCN2-like. Gene Ontology annotation, molecular function: ATP binding; eukaryotic translation initiation factor 2alpha kinase activity; protein binding. The coding region runs from base 109 to 5112 and encodes 1667 amino acids. Gene Ontology annotation, cellular component: cytosol. The record is from RefSeq and is a predicted model, not a curated record. Gene Ontology annotation, biological process: DNA damage checkpoint signaling; regulation of translational initiation by eIF2 alpha phosphorylation. The transcript has 38 exons. NCBI's taxonomy places the organism in Eukaryota, Metazoa, Echinodermata, Asteroidea, Forcipulatida, Asteriidae.
AGCACAAAACGUCCGUGAAACUGGAGGUGUAUGUUUUAUGCGUAAUUUUGAGUGGCAACAACAACAGGAGUUUGCUUUUUUUCUGCGCCAUGUUGUAAAUUUCUCACAAUGACUGAAUGUGCAGAGAGUUUUGAAGAACGUCAAGACAAUGAAGCGGUUUUAUUGCAAGCUAUUUUUAUGUCAGACUUCGUUUUCAAGAAAGGAGACCAAAAAGAUGGAAUGGAGUUCAAACUUCAUCUGACGCCACAGCAAGGGAUGAGUGGCAGUGACCACGCCCACGUUACUGUAGAUAUGAAAGUUACUUGCCCACCGAAAUACCCAGACAUACUUCCAGUAAUUGUUUUUGAGAAUGAGAAAGGAUUCUCCACAGAGAAGUUGAAACAACUCGGCGAUGAAGUCAAUAAAAUGGCCAGGAAACUCAAGGGAGAGGUGAUGAUUCUUGAACUUGCCCAGCAUGUCCAAGCUUUCCUCCAUGAGCACAACAUUCCAGCGUACAAAUCCUUCUAUGAGGAGAUGAUGAGUAACAAGAAGAAGGAAGAAGAGAAAGAAGCCAAAGAAAAUGAGAAACGUCAAGAACUCCAGAGAAAGAGAGAAGAAAAAAGGAGGAAAGAAUUUGAUGAAGAAAUAACAAGGAGACAGUUGGCCAUGAAGGAAGAAACAAAACUGAGGAAAGAAUUUACAAAUAAGGACAACGAGAAGGUUGAGCCAGCCGUUGCUCAGUCACCCGAGACAUCAAGUGAUGUAGGACAGAGAAGCGUGGCUGAGACCCCGCUAGGGCGAGGCAAGAGACAACCUGAUCCAGUAGAUGCUGGGAGUGAAAAAGGAGUAAGAAGGAGGACAAUCAGUGAAAGCAGGAAUGCGAAGUACCAGGCAGAGGCUGAUGCAAACCAAAGACAUAGCAAGGCAAGCAGGCAGAAGAGCGGGAGUUUUAUUAAAGGUGUUGUAACAAGCGUCUUCAAAACCAAAGGCGAGAGGACCAUAACCAGAGGUCAAGUCAUGGGUUGUAGCGACAAGGGGAGUAAUAUUUAUGUUGGUAUGGACAGUCAGACCGGUGAGCUAGUCUCAAUCAGAGAAUGGUUGAUUAAAUGGAAGCAAGGCAAAGGAAGGAAACCAUUACCAGAUGAAGAGAAAGCCGGUGAGAACUGCAUCAAACAGCUUGGUGCUGUAGAGCAGGAACUUCUGUCUCUAAUCAAACUAGAACAUCCUAACUUAGUCCACUAUUUAGCCAUGAGACACACACAAGGCAAAGAAGCAGUCCAUGUGGAGCUUCUUAUGGAGUUUAUCAACGGUGGUAGUCUUGAUCUCCAGGCGUUUAGCGGUACACCUCUCCCACUUGAUAUCCUAAGACAGUACAUCAAUGAUCUGAUUGAAGCAUUAGUCUAUCUGCAUAGUAGAGGAGUGGUGCAUAAAGAUCUCAAGGCAUCGUCUGUGUAUGUAAAUAGCAAUGGGAGACUAAGGAUUGCAAACUACAGCUUAUGUAAAAGAUUGGAUGAUUUAAAUGAAUCCAUUCAAGCUGGAACUCAUAGCGUUCGUUUUAGUGAUGAGAAAAGCUACGGAGGUCGAGGUGGAAAGAAAGGGGAUGUACUCAAUUUGGGUAUCUUAAUAAUGCAGCUGAUACAAUCCAAUGAUGGUGUGCAAUAUCCAUGUGACAUUCCACAAGAUCUACCUGCAGAGCUGCUAGAUUUACUAAGCAGGUGUCUUGACACUGAUGAGAGGAAUCGAUCUUCAGCCUCAUCGUUAUUGGACCAUCCCUUCAUUAAGCCUUCCAUCUCAUCCUCAUUAGAUACAGCUAGUAAUGUACCUAUUGAUAACAACUCAUCAGGUGGCAAUGAGAAGGAGGUUGAUCGUAAUCUACCAGGACCACAGAGCUACGAUAUUCAACUUGGACACUCCAGACUUCGUAGUGAAUUUGAAGUCUUAGACUUUCUUGGUAAAGGAGGCUUUGGAAGUGUUACAAAGGUGUUGAAUAAGUUAGACAGUAAUAUAUAUGCCAUCAAGAGAAUCCUACUCAAUCCCAAAAGCAGAGAACUAAACCGGAAGAUUACAAGAGAAGUCAAGUUAUUAUCAAGACUCCAUCAUGAAAACGUUGUCAGAUAUUAUAAUUCCUGGAUAGAAGUGGCUGAAUCUCCUCCCCCUACUGACACCGAUUCCGAUUCACGCACCACGGCAACAACUACCACCAGUCCCUCGGACGAUAAACAGACCAAAGAAACCAAGAACCAGAAAAAUAGCCUCAGUUUGUCAGACGACAUUGAGAAAUUCGCACCCAGAAUCAGCCUGAGUACACGUGGUUCGUUAGAGUGGAGUACGUCACAUGAUACAGGGAGGUUAGAUACGAGUACAGACUCCUCAUCAGAUGAUGAAGAUGUCUUCAGAGCUUCAUUCAUGCCUUAUUCUGAUUCAUCUGAUGGUAUUGAGUUUGAGCACAGCAUGAGUGGCCAGCCAAGCAGUGAAGAAUCCAAGGCUAUGCAAGAAGACAAAAGGACCUCAACUGGUGCGGACAUUCCUCCUAAAGACGAAGAGAAAUCUCUGCUUCCUCAGUAUCUCUAUAUUCAGAUGGAAUUCUGUGAGAAGAGUACGUUAAGAUCUGCCAUAGAUCAAGGGCUGUAUCAAGAUCAACGGAGAGUAUGGAGAUAUUUACGGGAGAUUGCAGAAGGAUUAGCUCAUAUCCACUCUCAGGGUAUGAUUCACCGAGACCUGAAACCUGUGAAUAUCUUCUUGGAUUCCAAUGACUUGGUUAAGAUCGGUGAUUUCGGUCUGGCCACAGCGGGGAAUGUUGGGACGACAGCCUUACCUGACAUCCCUCAAGGGGAUCUUCAUGAAGCUCAGCUCUUAGAGGAAGGAGCAGGAACUGGGAGUCGGUUAACUGGCAAAGUGGGCACCGCCCUCUAUGUUAGCCCAGAGUUAUGCCAGGCUAGAAGCAGUUAUUAUAACCAGAAAGUUGAUUUAUACAGCCUGGGUAUAAUCUUCUUUGAGAUGUGUUUCCCGCCUCUUGCUACUGGAAUGGAAAGAGUUCAGAUGCUGGGUAGAAUAAGACAGAAAGACAUCCAGCUUCCAGACACAUUUGACGAGUCAAAGCGUGAGAAUCAAUCCUUAGUGAUACGUUGGCUUCUAAAUCACGACCCAGAGGAGCGUCCAACGGCGCAAGAGCUCCUUCAAUCUAAGUACCUACCGCCUCCUCAGAUGGAGGAUACCAGACUGCAAGAAAUGCUGAGACAUACCAUCUCUAAUAGUCAAUCUAAAGCAUACAGGCAUAUGAUGCAUGAAUUGUUCUCACAGACUGUUCCGCCGGCGGACGACUUCACUUAUGAUAUGGACAUGCAUAAGGGAUUUUCACUCAAACUAUCGGUGGUCCAGCAGACAGUGUAUGAAUCGCUAUGUCGCAUCCUGCAGAGACACUGCGCAGUCAAAGUCAACAGCCCCCUCUUGCUUCCCAGGAACCAACAAGUAGAGACGUCAGAAAUGGGCGUCAAUUUAAUGACAUACGGUGGAGGAUUGGUCUCGCUAGCUUAUGAUCUUAGAGUGCCAUUUGCCAGACUUGUUGCCAGAAAUAAUAUAACCAAUUUAAAAAGAUAUUGUAUAGAGAGAGUGUAUAGAGAGAGACGUAUCUUUGGCUGCCAUCCCCGUGAGCUUACAGAGUGUGCAUUUGACAUUGUCACAUCAACGUCUGCUGGUCUUAUUCCUGAUGCAGAGGUUCUUCAUGUUGUAUCCGAAAUCAUUAAUGAGUUUCCAGCAUUGCAGGCUCGUAACUAUUGCAUACGGUUAAACCACACCGCUAUAUUGAGGGCAGUAUUAAACCACUGUGGCAUCUCAGAGGAUAAACAUCAUGAGGUUUAUAAAAUCUUAAGUGAUGCUCGGACAGAAAAGUUGAGUAAACUUCAGAUCCAGACAAGACUCUGUAGUUUAUCCCUCACUGAGCAAGAGGUGAGCAACUUGUACAGUUAUAUAGAGCUGGAAGGUCACCAUAGCAAAGUAGCUGGUACCUUGAAACCAUUGAGUAAAGGCAAAGGACCCAAUGCAUCUAUGAUCAAACAAGGUCUCCAUGAACUGGAAGCAAUCAUCACGCAAGCACAGGUCUUUGGUAUCAGACUAGAGAUGAUUGUGACGUUGAGUUUAGUCUACAACAUCCAUUGUUUCUCGGGGGUGAUUUUCCAGUUUGUUGCUGAACCUGUGCAUCGAAAGAAGAAGACUACAAUGGAUGUGUUGGCUGCUGGUGGAAGAUACGACCAUCUUAUUCCAUUGUUUAAGAAGCCUUCGUUAUCUCAGCAUCAUCUGACUUGUCCUGCUGCAGUUGGUGUGAGUGUCUCCUUCGAGAAGAUUGUGUCUGCCGUCCUUCAAGACAGUUAUCUCAUGUCAGAAACUAGUGCGAGUGUUUGUGACAUUCUGGUCUGUGCCAUUGGGAGUAGUUCUUCAUUGAAAGAUCGUAUUAAAGUGGUCCGAGAUCUGUGGGCUAACGGUUUGAGAGCUGAUAUCCUGUAUGACUCCACCAUGUCACUUGAAGAUAUUCAAGACUACUGCCGAGCAGUUAAUAUUAUGUACUUGGUGUUGCUGAAAGAUCGCAAUGAACCUGUCAAGAUUCGAUCAUUUGACAAGGAGAAGCAAGUAACGGAGAGUCGAGUGGAUUAUUACAACGUUGUGGAGACAUUACACCAGAAAAUGUCCACCAAUAAAAUUGAAUCCAAUGAAACUACACAGCAGAUCAUUGCCAAGCUUCCCUUACUGGAGACAACACCCAACAGCAAUGCAACAAACUACAACGUGACCUUUGUACCCAGACCUGAAAUAGGAGCCAGGAAGAGACAUGAGAGAGUGGUAAGGAUUCAAUCUAAAAUUGAGCCGGUCCUGGACUGUAUCUCAUCCAAGACCACGGUGGAGGUAGUUGCUGUUGACCUUCCACUAUCAGUGGUCAAGAGUUCUGUGGCUAUAUUGGACUUUGACAACGGUGAAAGUUGUUACGCUUCCAGCGUGUCUACACUACGGGACACGCACAUUAAACACAAAAAAGCACUCCAAGAAAUAUGUGAUGUCCUACAAGAGCUUAAACUGGACAAAGGGGUUUCUUUUGUGAUUCUCUACACCUACAAGGAGGAUGCAUUCAAAGUGAUCUACUGAUGGGAUGAGCAGGCCUCAAAGAAACCCAUGGCACCCACAGCAAUUGCCGUGGUGCCCUUCACUUUUGCUUGGGUGCCCUUCGGUCGUGGUGUGGUGCUCUGUGCUUUCGCUGUGGUGCCCUGUGCAAGGUUCCUGUACAAAUUUACAAGUAUAAAUUUGCCUUUCAACAAAGAGAAAUUGCUGUGUCUUCAAGAGCAAAGGUCAAGACUUGGGGCCCAAUUUCAUAGAGCUGCUGAAGCAGAAACAAAGUAACUACAUGUAAUCACAACAAAAUGACUUCAAUUAAACCUCCAAAAGAGCAAAGCUAUCGCUCCUCCUCAUCAUGAAUAAAUGCAAAGACGGAAGAUGUUGGGUUAUGUAUGAGGAUUUCAUUCAAGGAAAUCAAGGAGUUAAUCCAAACGUAAACAUCAAUCAGGAUUGAGGGAAUCUGGCUAAAAAAGUCGGUAAAGUUAAGCCUUAAAAGAGCAUUUCAAGUGCUGCUGCUGUCAAAAUACCCUAUGGUAGUCGGUGGUACUUUGGGUGUGCCAAAACAGUUCUUAUUUGUGUUUUGCAUAUGUUUCUACAUUACAUGGUGCUAUGUUAAAGGAGUAGGUCUCGUAAUUCAAACGUAGUCCCACAUACCUUGCAG